UUUUCCCCGUCACUCUUUCGCCUGUCGCGCAUUUUCUUGGGGUCCCGGCCUCUUCCAAUUCGCAGCCUCGAAAGAUUUCUUCAACCCCACGACCGCAUCGCUUCCGGAUCCCCGACCACCUAUAACUGGGCGGAAAUAUCUACGGAAAGGAACAUAUCUUCUCAGUAUCGACCACAUACUCAGUCACGAUGAAUCCGCUGCCCGGCGGGCCGUUCCCGCAGCCAGGCUUGACCUGGCAAGACCACCGUACGCCUGAUGGACGUGUAUACUACUACAACUCCCUGACGAGGGUCACGCAAUGGACCAAGCCGGAGGAGCUGAUGACUCCCGCCGAGCGUGCGCUCGCCAACCAGCCUUGGAAAGAAUAUACAGCCGAGGGCGGCAAAAAGUACUGGUACAACACUGAAACCAAGCAAAGCUCGUGGGAGAUGCCUGAAGUCUACAAGCAAGCUCUUGGUGUCGGAACCACGACACCGACCAGCGCUGCUACUCCUACCGGUCCUUUUUCGGCUCCCGGAGGUGGCCAUCAAGGUGGAUAUGGAGGCGGUCAGUCUGACAACUACCGCCCCGACCGCGAUCGCGACCGUGACUAUCGUGAUCGUGACCGUGAUCGUGACUACCGCGAUCGGGAUCGGGAUCGGGACCGUGACCACCGUGACCACCGCGACCACCGCGACUACCGAGAGCCACUGGGAGAGUCGCGUCAGUUGACGUUUGGCAACAACAACAAUGCAGCUCCAGCUUUCGUUCCUGCGACCGCCGAUCCGGAAUACGCGACACCAGAGGAGGCGGAGGCUGCCUUCGUUAAACUUCUGAAACGCAGUGGCGUCCAACCCGAUUGGACUUGGGAGCAAACCCUCCGAGCUGUUGUCAAGGAUCCUCAGUUCCGCGCUAUCAAGGAUCCAAAGGAUCGCAAGGCCGCUUUCGAGAAGUAUUGCCAUGAUGUCGUUGUUCAGGAUAAGGAGCGUGCAAAGGAGAGACUAACUAAGCUACGCGCCGAUUUCGCCACGAUGCUACGGAGCCAUCCGGAAAUCAAGCACUACACACGCUGGAAAACUGCUCGGCCCAUGAUCGAGGGCGAGACCAUCUUCCGAUCUACCAAUGACGACAAUGAGCGACGCCAGUUGUUUGAGGACUACCGGGUUGAGCUUAGAAAGGCACACAAGGAUCAACAGAUUGCUUUGCGCAAGAGUGCCAUGGACGGCUUGAUUGAGCUUCUCCCGAAACUUGACCUUGAGCCCUACACUAGGUGGUCUGAAGCUCAAGGCACUAUUGAGAGCACUGCAGAGUUCCAACAGGAUGAGAAGUACAAGUCCCUCAGCAAGUAUGAUAUCCUGACCGUUUUUCAAAACCACGUCAAGGCUUUAGAACGUACCUUCAACGACUCUAGGCAAGAGGAGAAGAACAAGAAGCUUCGCAAGGAACGCAAGAACCGCGACAAUUUCUGUGCUCUUCUCGCUGAGUUGAGGAAGGAUGGCAAGAUCAAAGCAGGAUCCAAGUGGUCCAAGGUCUACCCUCUUUUCGAACACGAUGAGAGGUACUUGGCUAUGGCCGGUCAGCCCGGCUCUACCCCCAUGGAAUUGUUCUGGGACGUUGUCGAGGAAGAAGAACGUGCCUUGAGAACCACCAGGAAUGAUGUCCUGGAUGUUAUUGAUGAUAAACGGUUUGAGGUUACUCCCAAGACUACUUUCCAAGAGUUUGAAGCAAUUGUGAAAGAUGACCGCCGCACCGCUAACAUUGAGCGCGAUAUUCUUGAGCUUAUUUUCGAGCGUCUUCAAGAAAAGAAGGCCAAACGGUCAGCAGAUGACGACAAGCAUUCUGAACGCCAGCAGCGUCGUGCCUUGGACGAUCUUCGUUCAUACCUCAAGAGGUUGGAACCUCCCAUCACGGUCAAUGAAACUUACGAGCAGGUAGAGGGUCGCAUUGCUCAGAGCAACGAGUUUAAGGCUGUUGCGUCCGACGAGGCUCGCCGCAGUGCCUUCGAAAAACACAUUCGCCGCUUGAAGGAAAAGGAAGAAGAGGCCGAAAGAGACCGACUGCGUCGUCGUGAUCGCGGCGACCUGUAUAGGGACAGAGGUGAGCGCUCUCACCGCAGCAGCGCACGCUCCGUUCGCAGCCGCAGUCCAGAACACGAUCCGUACGAGGCGGACCGCCGCAAGGCUAUCGCCGAGCGGGAACGCAAUUUCCGCAAGUCCAGCAUGGCAGAGAGUCUGCUUUCGGACCGCAGGUCAGUAGAUGGUCAUCAUGACUCUAUUCGAGACAGAGAUAGGGAUCGCGAUCGCGAGCGUGAUCGUGAUCGUCGUGACUAUCGUGACCGUGAUCGUGAACGAGAAAGAGACCGUGAUCGUGACCGUGAUCGCGAGAGAGACAGGGACAGAGACCGGGACCGAGACCGGGAGAGAGACCGGGAGAGGGAUCGCGAUCACCGGGACAGAGACCGCGACCGUGAACGUGACCGCGACCGCGAUUACGAUCGACGCCCUCGCCACGACGAGCUCAACCACUAUGACCGGGAACGACGCAGUCGCGAUGAGGACAGGGAGAGAAUCUAUCGUAGGCGAGUAAUGGAUCGCGAUGUUGAUGAGCUGCCAUAUGGUGACGAGAGACCCAGCUCAUCCCGCCGCACCCGCCCCGAAGAGGACGAACACGACCGCCAUGACGGCAGGCCCCCGGCGAAGAGAGUCAAGACCGAGCCUAGCACCACCGCUACUCCUGCCGCCGGCGUCCCUGCCGCUCCCGCCACCGCUCCCGCCGUUAAGGAUGAGGCUACUAGCCCCGCUCGUGAUGGCGUCAAGUCGCCACAGCCCCAAAAACAGCAAGAGAAGGAGAAAACGCCGCCGCCACCCGCUGCCGUCCGUGCGGGUAGCGAAGAGGGCGAGAUCGAGGAGGACUAAGUGCCUGACCGUUCAAGGCUGGCUCCAAGCCAGGAUUUGUCGGGGUUACGGAAGGGUUAUGUGUACCUCCGCUUGAAAGCGUUGGGAAGUCCGGAUGGCUAUAUAUGCAGUCUGAAAGUACUCUCGUACGUGUUUACCACCACCACUUCCCAUCCCUAAUCAUCAAUAGCAAAAUCUUUUUCUCUGUAAUUGUCUUUUUCUUCUGUCUCUCUCCAUCCGCCUUCGUUAUGGCUUUGGCCAGGUAGAAAACUAUGCGCAUAACAAAAAAAAGUUGGAUAGAACGAGCGAUCGAUUGGAUAGUUAAUGUGUUAAUAGACGAGUGUUAACAGACAUUGUCCAUCAUCGGUGAGUAGACUAUAUCCUCCCGAUCCAAUGUGUUGUGUCGUAAAGUUGCUUAAAUAUCCAGAAUCUUUGUAUAUGUCAUCAUGUACUGGUGACUUUGGCUUCCUACCCUACUAUUGAAUCGUCGACUACCUAACGGCCGAAAGAAGAUUACACAUCAUUUUGUCUUUCAGGUGAGUAGAAUGGUUUCUGUACGCUCAAGUGAGACUAUUUAUCGUGUAGUGCAUUCCAAGUAGUAGAAGCAACGAUCAUGGGAAGCGAAGCAAACGGGAGUGAAGAAACAAAAAACAUCAAGAAAAAUAUAUAUAUAUAUAUAAAUAAAAU
Molecule: messenger RNA, 3560 nt
Organism: Neurospora crassa OR74A
Lineage: Eukaryota; Fungi; Ascomycota; Sordariomycetes; Sordariales; Sordariaceae
Product: formin binding protein
Exons: 5
Coding region: 189-2894 (901 amino acids)
Biological process (GO): mRNA cis splicing, via spliceosome
Cellular component (GO): U2-type prespliceosome; U1 snRNP
Molecular function (GO): protein binding; RNA binding
Source: RefSeq, a predicted model, not a curated record